Messenger RNA from Trypanosoma theileri, 471 nucleotides. RefSeq lists its product as uncharacterized. Lineage: Eukaryota; Euglenozoa; Kinetoplastea; Trypanosomatida; Trypanosomatidae. Gene Ontology annotation, cellular component: dynein complex. Gene Ontology annotation, biological process: microtubule-based process. The record is from RefSeq and is a predicted model, not a curated record. Gene Ontology annotation, molecular function: dynein light intermediate chain binding; dynein intermediate chain binding. The transcript has a single exon. The coding region runs from base 1 to 471 and encodes 156 amino acids.
AUGACCACUUCUCUCUCCUCCACACCCGCCCUGCAGCGCCGCUCUACACAUGACAGUUCCAUUGGGCCCGUCAGCAGCCGCUCUUCUGUUCUCGUUCAACAAGACUCCGAAUUGGACCCAAGAGCCGCAGCCAUCGCACGUGUGCCUAUCUACGUAGAUAUCCCAGAUGCCACUCUGCAGACAAUUAUGAAUAUUGCCGUUGAGGCGUAUAGUAAGUUUGUGUUGCUUCCCACACGAAAUACAUGGAGAAAAGAGGAGGGAUCUAGAAAGGAAUUAGAGAGGGAAAUUGAGCGUACUGUGGUGCGGGAUAUUGCACAGAUGAUUAAGAAGAAUGUAGAGGCUGCAUUAGGUGGAACAUGGCAUGUUGUGUAUGGACGUUCCUUCGCCACUUAUGUGACUCAUCAGAGACGUUCAUUCUGUCAUUUUCAAUUAGAUGGUGCUAAUGUUGUUGUAUGGCGACAUGGUGGUUAG